This is a messenger RNA of Piliocolobus tephrosceles (Ugandan red Colobus), 4554 nucleotides long. RefSeq names its product solute carrier family 25 member 4 (gene SLC25A4). The record is from RefSeq and is a predicted model, not a curated record. Gene Ontology annotation, cellular component: mitochondrial inner membrane. Gene Ontology annotation, molecular function: ATP:ADP antiporter activity. Lineage: Eukaryota; Metazoa; Chordata; Mammalia; Primates; Cercopithecidae. The transcript has 4 exons. Gene Ontology annotation, biological process: mitochondrial ADP transmembrane transport; mitochondrial ATP transmembrane transport; negative regulation of mitochondrial outer membrane permeabilization involved in apoptotic signaling pathway. The coding region runs from base 155 to 1051 and encodes 298 amino acids.
GCGAGAGCCCGGCGGGGAUAUAAGGGGGGGGCUGCGGGCGAGGCGGCGGCCCCUUCGCGUCGCGCAGGGUGGGGGACUGCGCGGCGGUGCCAGGCCGGGCGUGGGCGAGAGCGCGAGCGGGCUGCCUGCGGGCUGAGUGCGUCGAGCUGUCACCAUGAGUGAUCACGCUUGGAGCUUCCUAAAGGACUUCCUGGCCGGUGGCGUCGCCGCUGCAGUCUCCAAGACCGCGGUCGCCCCCAUCGAGAGGGUCAAACUGCUGCUGCAGGUCCAGCAUGCCAGCAAACAGAUCAGUGCUGAGAAGCAGUACAAAGGGAUCAUUGAUUGUGUGGUGAGAAUCCCCAAGGAGCAGGGCUUUCUCUCCUUCUGGAGGGGUAACCUGGCCAACGUGAUCCGUUACUUCCCCACCCAAGCUCUCAACUUCGCCUUCAAGGACAAGUACAAGCAGCUCUUCUUAGGGGGUGUGGAUCGGCAUAAGCAGUUCUGGCGCUACUUUGCUGGUAACCUGGCAUCUGGUGGGGCCGCUGGGGCCACCUCCCUUUGCUUUGUCUACCCGCUGGACUUCGCUAGGACCAGGUUGGCUGCCGACGUGGGCAAGGGUGCUGCCCAGCGUGAGUUCCAUGGUCUGGGCGACUGUAUCAUCAAGAUCUUCAAGUCUGAUGGCCUGAGGGGUCUCUACCAAGGUUUCAACGUCUCUGUCCAAGGCAUCAUUAUCUAUAGAGCUGCCUACUUCGGAGUCUAUGAUACUGCCAAGGGGAUGCUGCCUGACCCCAAGAACGUGCACAUUUUUGUGAGCUGGAUGAUUGCCCAGAGCGUGACGGCAGUCGCAGGGCUGGUGUCCUACCCCUUUGACACUGUUCGUCGUAGGAUGAUGAUGCAGUCCGGCCGGAAAGGGGCUGAUAUUAUGUACACGGGGACAGUUGACUGCUGGAGGAAGAUUGCAAAAGAUGAAGGAGCCAAGGCCUUCUUCAAAGGUGCCUGGUCCAAUGUAUUGAGAGGCAUGGGUGGUGCUUUUGUAUUGGUGUUGUAUGAUGAGAUCAAAAAGUAUGUCUAAUGUAAUUAAAACACAAGUUCGCUGAUUUAUAGUGACCUUGACCCACAAGUUCACAGAUCCAUUGUGUGGUUUAAUAGACUAUUCCUAGGGGAAGUAAAAAGAUCUGGGAUAAAACCAGACUGAAAGGAAUACCUCAGAAAAGAUGCUUCAUUGAGUGUUCAUUAAACCACAGAUGUAUUUUGUAUUUAUUUUACAUUUAAAUUCCCACAGCAAAUAGAAAAUAAUUUAUCAUACUUGUACAAUUAACUGAAGAAGUGAUAAGAAAUAACUGAAUGUGAAACAUCAAUAAAGACCACUUAAUGCACGCUUUCUAUUUUAUUGAACUCUUAUUAACUGUAAAAUGCAUUUUUAAAAGAUCAAAAAUGUAUAUUUUCUAGCAUGAUUCAUUUAUCAGUCAGUGGCCAACCUUCUACAUGCCAGAUAUUAUAUUGAGUAUGUAUUAUAUGAGAACAUACAAUGCUUAAAGUUCCAGUUUUCAAACUCAGGCAGGUCAUAUUCUAUCUUACCCAAUGUUGCUGUAGGCUAGAAAGUGACAGUGGCUUUUGUAAUCCUGCCUUGUCUUAGGCACUUUCCUGCAGUCUUUAGAAAUUCUGAGAGCCUGCUAAAAGCUGUAAAUCACAAUCUGGAGAAUUUUCCAUGAUUAGGAAAUGCUCUGUUUUCAUCCCUUUAGAUAACUGUGACACCUAGAAUUUUAUGAUAAGUGGAGAGUUCACAACGAUAAGUGUUCAUUGAAAAUUAAGGCCAGGUGCGGUGGCUCACACCUGUCAUCUCAGCACUUUGGGAGGCAGAGGCAGGCUUAUCACUUCAGACCAGGAGUUCAAGACCAGUCUGGCCAACGCAGCGAAACCCCAUCUCUAAUAAAAAUACAAAAAAUUAGCUGGAUGUGGUGGCGCACACUUGUAAUCCCAACUACUCAGGAGGCUGAGGCACCAGAAUCACUUGAACCUGAGAGACAGAGGUUGCAGUGAGCUGAGAUGGCCACCACAUCCAUCCUAAGCAACAGGGCAAGACCCUGUGUCAAAAAAAAAAAAAAAAAAAAAAAAUCGAUUGUGUUAGUUCAGGCCACUAUAACAAAGUACUGUAGACUGAUGGCCUAUAAGCAACAGAAACUUAUUUCUCAGUUCUGUAGACUGGAGGUCCAAGAUCAAGGUGCCUCUUUGGUCAGGUUCUAAUGAGGGCCCUCUUCUGGGUUGUAGAUGACUGACUUCUUGUAUCCUUACAUGGCAGAAAGAGUGACAGAGCUCUCUGUAGUCCUUUUAUAAUCUCACUGAUCCCAUUCAUGAGGGCUCUACCCGCAUGACCCAGUUCCCUCCCAAAUGCCCCUCCUCCAAACACCACCACUUUGGGGGUUAAGAUUUCAACAGAUGAAUUUUGAAGGGACACAUUCAGUCCAUAGCAGCAGUUAUCAAGCUAGUAUUUAAUACCUCUUAGGCCCCGUGGAAGGGAAAAAAGAUAGGACCCUGCCCGGCAAGAUGCUUAAGUUGGGGAGAAAACGUGAGAAGCCAUUGUUAGAUAAUCUGUUUAAGACAGUACAUCUUGCUUGAGAAGGAAUAGAAGGGAAAUGAAAUCGGGGGAGGGAGUGGUGGGAGAUGGAGACUUUGAAAGAAAAUAACUAGAUUUAGAAGCAUGGGUGUGGAAAGCAUCCUCCAGUACUUCUGUAAGAAUUUAUCAAGACCUACAGGAAGUCAGUUUUGGAUUUGCCCCUCCGAGAUUUGUGAGCCAGGGGAAAAUACUUAGAAUUUCAGGUUGGAAAGUUCACACUUUGGGACCAGGAAAAGACCAGUUGCUCUAGUCUCCUGGAUUGUGACUAAUCGGAAGACCUGUUGGGAUUACAGGUGUGCACCACUGCACAGCUAAUUUUUUGUAUUUUUAUUAGAGAUGGGGUUUCGCUGUGUUGGCCAGGCUGGUCUUGAACUCCUGGUCUGAACUCACUCAUUGUGACAAGUCCCUGUAUCCUUGGCAAAGCUUGAAAGGCAGGCAAAUGUCUUCUCGGUGUUUUCUAACAGGUGGUUGGGUGGUGGGGGUUGGUCUCUGUACCUCCUGUUCUUUACCUUGCUUACCAAGCCCUUCCACCGACUCACUCCUGCCUCCCCAGCUAAAAACUGGCUGUGUUGCUUUUACCACAGUUACCAAGGUCUGAGUUUUAUAAAAUCCAGGAUCACAUCUGACCUCACCUAGUAGAUAUCUAGGCCAAUAGAGUCUAAAGGGCUAAAAAGAAGGUACCUCUCCAUCCUGUCUCCUCGAGGUGAGGUAGCACAUGUGCAGUUAGAGGCCUCCUGUUGCUUUUCAUUCUAAGGAUAAUAUGAGGAUCCAAAUCCUAUCGCUGAUAGGGAAUAAAAGCAGGGCAGGCUAGUAGGCAAGUACUUUCAUGGAGCGUAUCUCAAAGCAGGGCCCAAGUUUAGGAGGAGGAAGACCUGACACAAUGAAUGAACAGUGCGUGCUCCCAACCCAACCAAGAAGCGUAAUUGUGUUCUGGUCUUUAAUCUUGGCAUUGAAUGGGGAGGGAAGAGGCAUGGACAUUUAUUAAAUAGUGCACAUUGUCUACAUUCUGCAUGUGACCCAGAUGUCGGCCCUCCCACUUCCUGCUGAGGUUACCUCUAAUGAACGUUACCCCAGGCCCUGCUGAGCCAGUUCCUUACCGAGGCUACUUAACUCACCAAGAAUUCCUAGAACCCUCAGCCUCUGACAGAGUGCUGGGAUCUGGUGGGAGAACAGGCAGUAAGUACUUCCCUCACUAACCUACCCUCAUGCCAUACCAUCACUGUGCAAAGCUGCGUCAUGCUGGAAGGUCUGGUUUACGUAAAAGUGACAACUUCGAAUUGAGCGUCCGACUCUUGGGUACCCGCCCCAGGAAUUUCUCAUCAGCCCUGUUUCCCACACAGCUCUCUACUAGGCGCGGCCCUCCCUCACCGCGACCACCCCCCGACCCAAUCAUCUUUAGGUAUUUUCUCCCCUAAACCCUCACCUAUUGGCGUCUUACAUAUGUAUGAGAAUAAUUAUGGAGGAUGAUACAACAUGAGUGAGUCCAUAAUGGUAACAAUUGGACACUAAAAACAAUAAAAACUUGUCUCAAGUAUUUGUGUUGAAAUCUCAAUUAACUGGGCGACUGCUUCUGUUCCAUUUUAUUCUGUAAAAUAUGUGGUAUCCCUUGUGUUGAGGUGGCAUUUACUAAACACCCACAAGGUGCAAGGCUCCAAGAGAAUGCAAGCGCUGCAAGGAGGGCUUAUCUUCUACACCUGCUACAGUGCCCAGGACGGAGAAGGUGUUUAGCAAAUUUCCGUUGAACGUAAGAAGGAGCGAGAAGGGAAGGUGCAUCUAAAAAGCACAGGGAACCUACAAAAUACUUGGGAGAGGGUUUCAUCAGUUCGGGUGAAAUCUUGAACAUGCAAAGCACCGUGGGGGUGGCCAGACAGGCUUUAUUGGAGUUGUAUAAUGCAAUGAAUAAAAACUUACGGCUGCCUUAAAUACAAAUUUCAAGCCCUUAAAUAAAAUUUAACAAAGUC